UUGUACAUUUUACUACAAUUUUUAAUACACCUUCAUUAUGUUUCACAAUAGCUUUGAAAUGAACAUCCUUUUGUUUUUAGUAAAAGUGAAAUAAAAUAGUGUUAAAUUAAAACAAAGCUUUCAUCGAUCACAGAAACAGUCCUGUCUUCUCAAUCCAUCUUUUGAACCCCGGCCUCUGUGUGCUAUCGCGAAGAUGUCGGCGUUUCGUGGGAUUGUCCCAACGGACAAACCAUAGUGCAAGUCAAGACUAAGGAAAAAUCAAUAGCUCGCACGCACGGUUUGCACAGGCAGCCUAACUCCGUGGGUCUGGGAUAUUAAAAUCGAUAUUCUCUUUGUGGAUCAAUAGAAUAUUUUUUUUUUUUUUUUUUUUGUGAAAAGCGGAUUUCACCUCGACGGUAAUGCGACCCGCAGAUUUUGCCAUUCAAUAUCCGUUCGUGAACUCGCUCUGCCCCGGCGCAAAAAUUAUUUUUGGACCCACUCCAAACCAGAAAUUGCACACACAUGUCUCGCGUCUGGGGCACGGGUUCCAUUUUAACUAAUGCGCUGUCUUGAUAAUUAAAAUCAUUUUUUAAAAACUGAAAUAAAUUUUAAGGAAAAAAAUAUCUUGAGUUAAAACCACUGAAAAGUCACGUUCCGGUUUUUAUGAAUGUCACUCCACGGUGUAAAGUCUAUGUAAUCUCUUCAGUGUGGAGUAAACACCCCCCAGUUGUGUUCGCCAAAGGAAAACGACCUUCGCCAGAUAAUGUGGUCGAGCCGCAUUCUACCAUCCACGCCCUCCAGGGGAAAUACGUCACAAACCAUACGGUGCCUACCCACGACAACAGGCAUUCACGUGGGGGUCGCUGUCCAAUCAGGGGCCGGGAGACCUCUACACGAGGAGCGCGUGACGUCUCAAUCCUUUUAUGGCAGUCACCCUAUUUACUUUAUCGACCCCCACCCUGCCGACGAGUUUCUAGGGUCGGGAUUUUUUCCACAUUUUGGGAAGAGAGAAUUUACCAGUGACGUUUGGCAGUGAAUCAAGAGUGAGGCUAGGACAGGAUGUCCUCGAUCCAGCCGGGCAACACAUCCGAGUGGCAGCUCUACAGGGUUCUACAGAGAAGCAACCUGUUACAGUACUACGACACAUUCAUAGCACAGGGAGGAGAUGAUGUACAGCAGCUGUGUGAAGCAGGGGAGGAGGAGUUUCUGGAGAUCAUGGCUCUCGUUGGAAUGGCGAGUAAACCCCUCCAUGUCCGCAGGCUUCAGAAGGCACUCCAGGAAUUUGUUCAAAACCCAGCAGCCUUCCAAAGCUCUCUACCAGCAUCAUCAUCCCAUGUGUCACCCCAGACAAUCACCACUCCCUCGUCACAUCUAGCAACCAUGGUAACAACAGUCCCUAAGGUAGAACUCUCCCAGCCUGUGUAUCCUACUGUAACCAUGACCACCAGUUCCUCAUCUUCCUCUGUAGGCUGGGCCCCCAGCGUCAGUCCAGGGCCGGCCACCAAUAACUCCAACUCAUCUCAUGAAAGUGACAGCAAAGACCUCUGUACAGAGAAACAGCAGCUGAGGCCAGCUUCCUCCACCUCCCCUACCCCCACUCCCAUCCUGGUGGAGAGUCAAAUAAACGCCAUCGCUCAGGCGGCCGCACGACUUGCCAAAGAAUUGCCUCCCUUCGACAUGAAGAAACUAAACAUGAAGAAACCUAUUAAUAAAGAAAUCAUGCAAUUAAUCAACAGUUCAUCAGAAGAUGAGCCAAACAGAAUGGAGCAUUUACGAAAAUAUGCUGCAAUAUAUGGUCGCUUUGACUCGAAACGAAAAUCAGAGAAGCCAAUGUCAUUGCAUGAGAUAUCUGUGAAUGAAGCAGCAGCUCAGUUGUGCAGACAUAUGCCCACGUUACUGACGAGGCGAGAGGAUCUGUUCCCUUUGGCUCGUCAAGUGGUCCGCGACAGCGGCUAUCAGUACUCAAAAGGACAUUCCAGGGCUUCAGACAUGUUAACUCUGCCGUCCGCCAAGAGAUUGAACGACCUGAUGCUUAGUGGCGUCUCGGGGAGCUCUGGCGGGGGGAAGAAAAAGUUAGACAGCGGGUUUUUACAGAUGUAUGUCAAUCUGUGCGAGAGUAAUCCGGGGAUGGUAAAAAAUCCGGAGGACUCCGAGAAAAUGUCUCGUUUGAUGGCAGAGUUGACUGUUGUAACUCAAAACCAAGAAAUGCUCAAAGCGCAGUUAGUCACAGCGAAAGAAAACAACCAAACGGACCUGGUGAACUCACUUCAGACUCAAAUAGAACAGGCCACCGCCAGUCAACUUCAACUGUACACGGAACAGAGCGAACUCAUUCGCAAACAGAGGAGGUUAACCAUGGGAACAGCAUUUGAUGAUGAUACAGGCUCUGAUUUUCCAAGUGGAGCAUCAUCACCAAAUAAUUCUGGAGAUGGUGAAGAUUUCAACCAACAGAUCAGACAACACCUGUACGCAUCAGGGGAACUGCUCAAAUCUAAACCAGCCAUGCAGAACACCUUAUUUGAUGAAGGAAUGCGAAUAGCCCAGCAAUUUGGUUUGUCGGAUUUUGCAGAAGAGUUGAAGGGUCUGGCAGACACAAGCCCGGAAGAAGAAUCAAAGGGAAUCACAGACCCCGUGAAAAGAAAAGCAAACUCAACGAAUGACAGUGAAAAUGGGGACUUAGAUACAGAGGAAACCUGUAAAAAAUUGCGCCUGGAAGUGAACGGACAAGAAGAGGAGGAAGAGGAGGAGGAGGAAGACAGCUAACUGACGCGUUCUCUAGAGUUUUAUACAUUUACAUGUUGUUAUACUGGUCUCAUUUUGUUUUCUUGUACCUUUGGCAAAGGUAAAGGGAGAUAAUUAAGUUCAUCAUUAAUCAUGUCAUUAAAGAUUUUAUGCCAACAUAUUACUAAUGUACAAUAUCAUCGUGUCAGGGACACAGCAGUGCUAUUUGUUGUAAUCAAUUUACACAACAUUCAUCCUAUUCAAAAUCAGACGGCUGUGAUGUGCAUGUGUUCUAUUUUUAUGUUUAGUAUCCAAGAGAUAUCUCUAUCACAGUCAUUUAAAUGUUUUCAUCAGAUACAUGUACAUGGAAUUUAAGUGCACAUCAAUUUUUUUGUGCGAAAUCUUUUUCUAUGCUAUUCGCAAUAUACCGAUUUUUGAACAUUUUUGAUGGAGAUAAGAUAACACAAAGCAAUAUAAUUUGAUUGUUGAUAAUGAGGCUCUUCUGUCAUCCAUUUCACCUGGGCCAAGUCUUGAUAAAGUACUACUAUGUUAAAUACGUGAUUGUAUGCAUCAGACGGACUUAAACAGACGAUAUUAAUGAUGAUUGUGAAUUCAUGAUUAAAAUGGUUUUGGGGUGCUUUUGAAUCAAAUAUUUGAUAAUCAUGUGCUGAUUCUGUGAAUUAAGUUUGUGUUACAAAUGUGUUAUGAUGAAACAAGAAAUCCUAUGUAUAAGUGUUACAAUAAUUUUAUCUGACAAAAGCAGUUGAUUAGCGAUAGAAUGUAAUGAACUUGUUGUUGAUAAUACUGGCAGUAUAAAAAGCUAAUUCCAAAGGUAUACAUAAUUCUUGGACCAUCUAAUGGUACAGACUUAAAGUAUUACAACGCAAUAUUUCUGUGUCUAACACAAUGGAACAUCGUGCUGUGGUUUGCCUUCGUUAUUUGGGAAGGUGACAGUGGAGGGUGUGAAUGAGGUCAUUCUUUUUACAUUCAGUCGUAAAAACAUGGCAUGUAUAUCAGCAAAUGUUGUCAGAGUUAUACUUAUUAUUAUUUAUUUUCAAUGUUUUCAUUAAAAAAAAGCCAGGAAGCUUA
Ostrea edulis (European flat oyster) is the source of this 3789-nucleotide messenger RNA. RefSeq names its product NGFI-A-binding protein 1-like. Gene Ontology annotation, cellular component: nucleus. Gene Ontology annotation, biological process: negative regulation of DNA-templated transcription. The transcript has 12 exons. Gene Ontology annotation, molecular function: transcription coregulator activity; transcription factor binding. The coding region runs from base 1039 to 2742 and encodes 567 amino acids. NCBI's taxonomy places the organism in Eukaryota, Metazoa, Mollusca, Bivalvia, Ostreida, Ostreidae. The record is from RefSeq and is a predicted model, not a curated record.